AUGGCGGUGCAUUUAAGUUCCGUCUGUUUAUCAAUUCCUCCAAUGAAUCGCAGUAGAGUUUACAGAGUUAGGGCUGUGGCUUCUGAGGAUUAUGGCACAUUGACAUCACAGGAAGAUAAGGUGAAAUUGGGUGGUUCUGAACUGAAAGUCAGUAGGCUUGGAAUUGGAGCUUGGGCUUGGGGAGAUAACAGCUAUUGGAAUAACUUUGGAUGGAAUGAUAGGAUGAUGAAGGCUGCUAAGGCUGCGUUUAAUGCCAGCGUUGACCGCGGCAUUACCUUCAUUGAUACUGCUGAAGUAUAUGGCUCCUCGUAUGCUUUAGGUGCUAUAAGUUCAGAAACUCUUCUAGGAAGAUUUAUUAAAGAAAAGAAGGCAGUGGAUCCGGGAGUAGAAGUUGCAGUUGCUACAAAAUUUGCUGCUUUGCCGUGGAGGUUUGGUCGUCAAAGUGUCAUAUGCGCCCUUAAGGAUUCCCUCUCUCGCCUUGGUCUUGCAUCGGUCGACCUAUAUCAACUUCAUUGGCCUGGAAUAUGGGGAAAUGAAGGGUAUAUUGAUGGUCUUGGAGAUGCUGUUGAGCAGGGACUUGUGAAGGCUGUUGGUGUUUCAAAUUACAGCGAGAAGCGACUUCGAGAAGCUCAUAAGAAGCUCAAGAAAAGAGGUAUUCCACUAGCUUCAAACCAGGUGAAUUAUAGCCUCAUCUACAGAUUACCAGAAGAAAACGGUGUGAAGGCUGCCUGUGACGAACUUGGAAUCACCUUAAUUGCUUAUUCGCCUAUUGCUCAAGGCGUUCUCACGGGAAAGUACACUCCUGCAAAUCCUCCAACUGGUCCUCGAGGCCGAAUCUAUACUCCAGAGUUUUUAACGAAGGUUGAGAUGCUUGAAAGUUUGAAGAAAUCCAUAAUAUGUUUCACUCUAUUUCUUAAGCAUUUGUUUAAUAUGCAGCUCCAACCUCUUCUGAACCGGAUACGCAACAUAGGACAAAACUACAAUAAAACACCCACACAGGUAGUGUUGAACUGGUUAAUAGCACAAGAAAACGUUGUGCCAAUCCCGGGAGCAAAAAAUGCAGAACAAGCUAUUGAAUUUGCAGGUGCAUUAGGUUGGAGAAUAUCCAAUGAAGAAAUCUAUGAACUUCGCUCCUUGGCAUCAGAAAUCAAGCCUGUUAUUGGUUUCCCUGUUGAGAAGCUCUAAAUUAUUGAUGAAUAGAUAUGAAAAUUUGUACUGGAAUUUAGUUUUAUUUCACAACUUUCCACUUUUCUUGCAAGAUGUUUAGUUGGGUUGUGCUUCU
Molecule: messenger RNA, 1282 nt
Organism: Benincasa hispida (wax gourd)
Lineage: Eukaryota; Viridiplantae; Streptophyta; Magnoliopsida; Cucurbitales; Cucurbitaceae
Source: RefSeq, a predicted model, not a curated record